Messenger RNA from Kogia breviceps (pygmy sperm whale), 7626 nucleotides. RefSeq names its product zinc finger protein 619 (gene ZNF619). The record is from RefSeq and is a predicted model, not a curated record. Lineage: Eukaryota; Metazoa; Chordata; Mammalia; Artiodactyla; Physeteridae. Gene Ontology annotation, molecular function: RNA polymerase II cis-regulatory region sequence-specific DNA binding; DNA-binding transcription factor activity, RNA polymerase II-specific. Gene Ontology annotation, biological process: regulation of transcription by RNA polymerase II. Gene Ontology annotation, cellular component: nucleus; chromatin; PcG protein complex.
GCGCGACCCUGUUCCCCAGUGGCCCAGCCCUCCGCAUCCGGAGCUCGGGCGUCAGGGCCUGGCACUCGCUGUGGAGGGGCCCUCGGAGCGCCACGAGCCUGGUCCCAGCCUUCUGCCGGAGAGGCGCGAUAGACCUUCCUGCCUUGAAGAGCCGGCCAGAUCUCCUCUGAUUCGCGGUACUCAAGCUCUGCAGGUUCUUGCUUUUCCAGAGAGGGCACCGCGCGAAGCCAGGGGUCAUCAGCCAUGCUCCAGACAUGGUCCCAGGAAUCAGUGAGCUUUGAGGACGUGGCCGUGUACUUCACCCAGAACCAAUGGGCCAGCCUGGACUCUGCGCAGAGGACCCUGUAUAGGGAGGUGAUGCUGGAGAAUUAUGCAAACGUAACUUCCUUGGCAGCAUUUCCAUUCCCCAAACCAGAUCUGAUACUCCAGCUGGAGCGAGGGGAAGCACCAGGGGGCCUGGAUCCCUGGACACCCAUCAGGAGAGAGGUGAGAGGUGUCUGCACAGGUGGUAAAACCAAGACUGAGAAUGGAGGGCAAACUCCAGAGCUGAGCACUUCUAAAGGACCAGAGUCACACAGACCAAUAAUGGAGGUACUGCUGGUGGAUGUUCCCCAGCACCCUCACUUUGAGAACAGCUUAGAGAAGCUGAAGCUGUAUGACAUGGGGAAGAAAACAAACUCAAAGAAUGGCGAUUUCACAGAUUUGCCAGUCCAGGAUCAUGCAUCUUCCACUGUUGAAAGAGAAGAGAUAGCCAGACAACUGGAAGGAAGAUGUGGUGUCCACACACAUCUCAUUGCAAAGCAGGGCCUUGCUAGAGAACAGGUAUUUAAUAAAUGUGGUGAGAGUGGCAGAUAUUUCAACCAACAUUCAGACCUUCACCAGCAUCAGAGAAUUCACACGGAUGAGAAGCCCUACAAAUGCAAAGAAUGUGGGAAAGCCUUCAGAUAUAACUCAAAACUGUCACGGCACCAGAAAAUCCACACUGGGGAGAAACCGUACCCAUGCCAGGAAUGUGGACAAGCCUUCAGUCAAAACUCCCACCUCCUUCAGCAUCAGAAACUCCAUGGGGGAGAGAAACCCUAUGAAUGUAGUGACUGUGGGAAAACCUUCAGCUACAACUCAAAACUUAUCCGGCAUCAUCGAAUCCACACUGGGGAGAAACCCUUUAAAUGUAAGGAAUGUGGGAAGGCCUUUCAGUGUAGCUAUGACUGCGUCAUCCAUGAGCGAAUCCACACUGGGGAGAAGCCAUAUGAAUGUAAGGAGUGUGGGAAAAGCUUCAGCUCGAAUUCAGUCCUGAUUCAGCAUCAGAGAAUCCACACUGGGGAGAAACCUUACGAAUGUAAAGAGUGUGGCAGGGCUUUCCGCCGGAGUUCGGAAUUUCUCCAGCACCAGAGGUUCCACACUGGGGAAAAUCUCUAUAAGUGUCAUGAAUGUUGGAAAACUUUCAGUUGUAGCUCACGCUUUAUAAUACAUCAGAGAAUCCACACCGGGGAGAAACCUUAUGAAUGCCAGGAGUGUGGGAAGGCGUUCAAUCAGAAAAUCACCCUGGUUCAGCACCAGCGAGUUCACACUGGAGAGAGACCUUACGAGUGUAAGGUGUGUGGGAAAUCUUUCAAAUGGAGUGCAAGUUUCAUUCAGCAUCAGAAACUGCAUACUAGGAAGAAACCUGCCCAAGUUACAGGGCCGUCCCUGGUUAAGCCCCACUGCCCCACUUCAGUCCUCUCCCCUCUGCCUCCCCAACAUGCGAGCCCUGCCCCAGCCAUGCCAGGGUCUCCCCCGUCUUCUCCACGUGCAGUGCUUCUUCCUCCCUCUGUGCCUCUCUUUGUGCUGCUCCCCUCAUGUGAAAUGGCCAAGUCUUCACCUGUCCAAAUCAUGCAUUUCUUUCAGGAUCUUGCUUCUCCUGGGAAGUCACCCCCUCAUAGCCUGAACCCUUUAUCUCAUUCCCCAGGAGCUGCCUCAUGUUCUCAACUCCAUUGCUCCUCUGCCCUCACCCAGGGCUGGAGCAAGAACCUCUUGUUUCAGGAGCCAGUGACCUUUGAGGAUGUGUACUUCACCCAGAAUGAAUGGGUCAUCUUGGAUCCUGCGCAGAGGGCCUUGUACAGGGAGGUGAUGCUGGCGAAUUAUGCAAAUGUGGCUUCCCUGGGCGGGGAGACCAGAACUGACAAGGAAGAAUCAACGCCAAAAGAACACAUUUCCAAAGAAGCAGAGUCCCACGGACUGACAUUAGGAGGGCUGCCACGGAAUGUUCCCCAGCACCUUGGCUUCAGGAGCCACCUAGAACAGCACAGCCACGGGAUGGUUAAGAGGACAAAGUCAAAGAGGAGAGAUUUCACAGAUGGGUCAACCAGGCAUCAGGAGGCCUGUGCUGUGGAGAGCGGGGAGAAGUGUGAGAAAGUGGGAAAAUACAUUAGUGUUAGCACACAACUCACUAUGAAUCAGACAGUUUCUAGUGGUUUGCUAUCUUAUAAGUAUGGAAAAUGUGACAGUUGCUUCAUUCGGAUGGCGGACUUCCACAGACAUCAGAGAUGUCACACUGGUGAAAAGUCUUUUGAAUGCAAAGAAUGCAGAAAAUGCUUCAGAUAUAAUUCCUUACUUAUCUGGCAUCAGGUAAUCCACACUGGGAAGAAACCAUUUAAAUGCAAAGAAUGUGGGAAAGGUCUCAGUUCAGACAUGGCCUUGAUUCAGCAUCAGAGAAUCCACACUGGAGAAAAGCCCUAUGAGUGUCGGGAGUGUGGCAAGGUCUUCAGCUGCAGCCCCGUCUUCUUCCAGCACCAGAGGUUCCACACUGGGGAGAAGCUCCAUGAGUACGACGAAUGCUGGAAAACUUCCAGCUGUAGCUCAAGUUUCAUCAUCCAUCAGCGAAUGCACUCUGAGGAGAAACCCUACGAAUCCCUGACUCAGCAUCCGCGGAUCCACACUGGGGAGAAACCUUUUGAAUGUAAGGAGUGUGGGAAGGCCUUCAAUCAGAAAAUCAGCCUGGUUCAGCAUGAGCAUGUCCACACUGGUGAGAAACCUUAUGAUUGUAAGUCUCGUCCGGCGCCAGCUUCCUCGCUUUCCUUAGCGAUUCGUCAGCACACCGCCCCUGAACUCGCCUCUGACCUGGUGCUCGGGUGUCUGGGCCUUGCAGAAGCCACCGAGGUGGCUGCAGGGCCUCCUAGAGCCCUGGUCCAGUCCCUUGCCCACCGAGGCGUGAUCCUCUUUUUUGCCCUAAGGAAGUUGGCCCAACUGCCUCCCGUGCCCGCUUUUAAGGUUCUUGCUCUUCCAAACCCAGAAGACAGUGCACGGAGCCAGGGAACAUCAGCCAUGCUCCAAACCACUUGGCCUCAGCUCAGACUGCCUGCUCUGGCCCUCACUCAAGGCUUCAGCAGGAACCUGUUGUUUCAGGAGCCAGUGACCUUUGAGGAUGUGGCCGUGUACUUUACCCAGGACCAGUGGGCCAGCCUGGAGCCUGUGCAGAAGGCCCUGUACAGGGAGGUGAUGCUGGAGAAUUAUGCAAAUGUGGCUUCCCUGGAAGCACUUCCGUUCCCCACACCUGUUCUGAUCUCCCAGCUGGAGAGAGGGGAAGCACCAUGGGGCCCAGAUCCUUGGGAAGCAGAGAUUUUGAGAGGCAUCUGUCCAGGUGGUGAGUCCUGGACUAAGACAGAAGAGCCAGUGGUAAAGCAGGAAGCCCCUGAAGAAACAGAGGUGCACAGCAUGCCAGUGGGAGGGCUUUUCAGAAACGUGUCUCAGCACUUUGAUUUUAAAAGCAAGGCACCAUGGCAGACUUUUGGUCUGAAUCCCAAUCUAAUACUUCGAGGUGGAAUGAAGUUCUACGAGUGUAAAGAAUGUGGGAAGAUCUUCAGAUAUAACUCAAAGCUCAUUCGGCAUCAGAUGAGCCACACUGGGGAGAAGCCCUUCAAAUGUAAGGAAUGUGGCAAAGCUUUCAAGUCCAGCUAUGACUGUAUCGUACACGAGAAAAAUCACAUUGGCGCAGGACCCUACGAAUGUAAGGAGUGUGGCAAAGGUCUGAGCUCCAACACAGCCUUGACCCAGCAUCAGCGGAUCCACACGGGCGAGAAGCCCUAUGAGUGUAAGGAGUGCGGCAAGGCCUUCCGUCGGAGCGCAGCCUACCUUCAGCAUCACAGGCUACACACUGGGGAGAAACUCUAUAAAUGUAAGGAAUGUUGGAAAGCUUUUGGGUGUAGGUCACUCUUUAUUGCCCACCAGAGAAUUCACACUGGGGAGAAACCCUACCAGUGUAAAGAGUGUGGCAAGGCGUUCACCCAGAAGAUUGCUUCCAUUCAGCAUCAGAGAGUUCACACCGGAGAGAAGCCUUAUGAGUGUCAGGCAUGUGGGAAAGCCUUCAAGUGGUACGGCAGCUUUGUUCAGCAUCAGAAAUUGCACCCCGUGGAGAAGAAGCCUGGCAAGGCUCUCGGGCCAUCCCUGCUCUGUCCCCAGGGCCCCUCUUCAGCCUUUGCAGCCAUGCCUUUCCAGGGCCCCUGCUCUGCUCCGGCUGUGGCCAUGCCUUCACUGGCCUUGCCACACGCCGUCCUCAUUCCUGCCUCCGGGCCCGUGUUAAUGCUGCUGCCCGCCUCUGGAGUCCCUUCUUCUCCUGUCCAAAUAGUACGAGUCUUCCAGGGUCUUCCUCCCACUGUGAAGCCUUCCCCAGUUAUUCUGACCCCUUCUCCUCACCCCUCGUGAGCUCUGUCUUGGCACUUCUCUGGCUGUUACACACAGCAGAUCUCCAACCUAACUUAAGCUUGAUUUGUGGCUUUUACACCGUACAUGUGUUAACAGCUGUUUGGGCAUAAACGCCAUUGUAAUCGAGAUUUAUUUAAAGGCUGUGUUUGUAUGAUAUAUUCUGUUUUUUUCUGGGUAGAAAGUGGAAAUACUUGACCUUCAUAUUGGUCCCUUUCAGGCUUGAACAGUAACGGCCGUGUCUGCAUUGUGGAGCUGCUGGUGGUCGAAGUGCUAAUAGGACGCUUUGGUGAAUUAGGGACGUUUGAGAGAGAGGACAUCCCCGUAUUAGGCCCCUGUAAUUAGAGAGAAGCAGCCUGGGAGAAACAGAGGAGGCAUUUAAGACCUGUCAGAGUUGAGAAUUGGAAUGAGCUUCCAACCAUGGCCUUUAGAAAUGAAUGCAGAUUGUUCAGUGGGUGAAGGUGUGGUGUAUUCAUGCAGUUGAAGUUGGGUUGCUAUUGACACAGAUCAUUGAGGAUCUUGUACGUCUCUGCAAAAGAUCAUUUGAAAUAACCAGUUUAAAAGAAAAGAAAACAUACAGUGAUAACAGUCAUUUAUAUGAUGAAUAGCAAUCAUGUCUUUAAACAUGAAGUUUUUUUUUUAAUCUUUAGUUUUGCUCUUGAUAUCUAGAUGUUUCCUUGUAACUUUGGUUUCCUAAGUAAAUAUAAACCAAGGCAUUCAUCUUUGCUCCAUCUGUUGCAUAAAUUUUUCUUGGUGUGCAUUCUGGUUUCCUGUUUGCAAGCACUGGUUUCUACAUUGACUUUUCUCCAAAUUGUAAACAUGAACUUUGGCAAAUUACUGAAGAAAUAGGAGCAGCCGAUUUGGGGGAAAUCUGAAUAUGCCUGCCGAAUUGUAUUUUAGGAAUAAAGAGGGCUAUGUAACGGGUCAGUGGUUAAGCUUAUGUGACAGGUUAGUGAAGUGGAAUUUUGGAUUGCUCUUGCUUUUGACCUUAGGUGAGAAUCUUUUAUAACUGUGCAAAGGACUGUGUGAAGUAAUUCCUGGAAAAAGAACUUGAGUUAUGCAUUACAGGCACACCUUGUUUUAUUGCGCUUCACUUUAUCCAUUUCACAGAUACUGUUUUUUACAAAUUGAAGGUUUGUGACAAAACUGCAUUGUUGGAUAAUGGUUAAGAUUUUUUAGCAAUAAAGUAUUUUUUAAUUAAGGUAUGUUCUUUUUUUUAGACAAUGCUAUUACAUACUUCAUAGACUGUAGUGUAAACAACUUUUACAUGCACUGGGAAACCAAAAAAUUUGUGUGGCUUGCUUUCUUGCUAUAUUUGCUUUAUUGUGGUGGUCUGGAACUGAACCAGAAGUAUCUCUGAGGUCUGCCUGUAUAAGCACUAAUAUAAAGUAAACCCUUAAAUGUUGAUGGAAGGGGCCAUAACAUUUUUUUAAAGUUGCUUUUGCUGUCUACAUGUGUCUCCAUUGCAGUUAACAGAAAAACCUUUACUCUAGUUGUUCUUAAACUUUACCAUGUGUCUGAAUAAGCUGGUAUAAAAAGAGUAAUUUUCUGGCCUAACUCUCAGAGAUUCUGAUUUUGUAUAUCCAUGGUGAUGCCCAGACCUUUAGUGUGGACUUCACUUCGAGAGAGGUGCUUUGAGCAGCAAAUGCCUGGGUGGUGUACCUUGAUAAAGGGCUUUCCCUAUUUCACAGUGAUCUUCAGGAGAGAAACCUCUAAAAGUAGUUUGGGUGAUAUCAGUUUAGAAGAAAAGAGAAAAGUAAGUGAAAUUUGGUCUAUAGUGAAAAAAAGAAAGGGGCAAAGAGAACUGAUGUAGCCUAUGAAGAGUUCUUGAGGUCUCUACUGCCAGAAGGUUCGUGGGGUUGACAUUGGUUACCUUUUGCUGUUUUUGUGGUUUAUUUGCAGUUGGAUGAAAGAAUGAGGAAAAUUUUUUUCUUAUAUAAAGUUAGUACACUUCAAACUAGCUCUUGGGUUAAAGAGAGCACAACGUGAAAGCUGCAGAUGAUUUAGAACAGAACAACAGUAAGAAUAGAUCAUAGCAGGGUCUAGGGGAUGUGGCGAAAGGUGGUACUUGGAGCAAUGUUUACAGUCUUGGAUGCAUUCUUUAGAAAAUGAGUUUGAAGGCUUGAAAUUCAGAAGGUUGGGGUGGGGGGUGGGAUGGUGGUGGGAAACAAAAAUAUUAAACAAAAACUAAAAACCAAACAGACCACCAGCCCCCUUCCCAAUAAACUUAGAAAUAAGAUACACAACAGAGUUUGGUGUUUGCUUCUUUAUUUAUUUACUUAAUUUAUUUUUGGCUGCAUUGGGUCUUAGUUGUGGCACACAGGAUCUUCAUUGAGGCAGGAGGGAUCUUAUGUUAUGGCACGGGCUUCUCUCUAGUUGUGGCAUGUCGGUUUUCUCUUCUCUAGUUGUGGUGUGAAGGGUCCAGGGUGCGUGAGCUUUGUAGUUGUGGUGCGCAGGGUCCAGAGCAUGUGGGCUCUGUAGUUUGCGGCACGCAGGCUCUCUAGUUGAGGUGCACAAGCUCAAUAGUUGCAGUGCAUGGGCUUAGUUGCCCCGCGGCAUUUGGGAUCUUAGUUUCCUGACCAGGGAUUGAACCUACUCCCCUGCAUUGUAAGGUGGAUGCUUUCCCACUGGACCACCAGGGAAGUCCCCAGGGUUUGGUAAAGAUGGCAGUUGAACAUGUUAGCAUUUACACCCUCCUGAAACUCCACUAAGAUAGUAAAGAGAUUAAAAAUUAAAAAGCAUAAACUCAGAAGAACAAUGAAAAUAAGCUGAUGACAACAUUUUGGAAGCUCAAAAUCAGGUGAAAGAGUUGUGACUUUUAGCAGAGCUGAGAAAGAUAAAUCCUAAGCCACAUUUCAGGAAGCUGAGCAGCACCCCCAUGUGGCAGAAUUCCCAGAAAGGCUUAGGAACUGAAGAUUCAGAAACCUCUGGAAGAAGGGGAUGCUGGUG